Molecule: messenger RNA, 745 nt
Organism: Salvelinus sp. IW2-2015
Lineage: Eukaryota; Metazoa; Chordata; Actinopteri; Salmoniformes; Salmonidae
Product: WW domain-containing oxidoreductase-like
Source: RefSeq, a predicted model, not a curated record
GGCCAGGUUGGAGGCCAUGAUGUUGGACCUGGCCUCUCUCCGCAGUGUCAGAGAGUUCGCUGACUCCUUCAAGACCAAGAAACUGCCGCUCCACAUCCUGAUAUGUAACGCAGCGGUGUGUACYCAGCCUUGGCGUCUGACGGAGGACGGCCUGGAGUCCACCUUCCAGAUCUGCCACCUAGGUCACUUCCUGUUGGUGCAGUGUCUACAGGAAGUGCUGCGACGCUCCGCCCCCGCCCGUGUGGUGGUGGUGUCCUCUGAGUCACACAGGUUUACAGACCUGCUGGACCAGUGUGGUAAGGUGGACCUGGCUGUGCUGUCUCCUCCUCAGAAGGACUACUGGUCCAUGCUGGCCUACAACCGGACCAAGCUGUGUAACCUCCUGUUCUCUAACGAGCUCCACCGACGCCUCUCGCCCCACGGGGUCACCUGCAAUGCAGUGCACCCUGGGAACAUGAUGUACACGGCCAUCCAUCGUAGCUGGUGGCUGAUGACCCUGUUCUUCACCCUGGCUCGCCCCUUCACCAAGUCUAUGGUAAGGAGACAGACAGUCUACACUUCUGAUGCUAAAGGAUCACCAUAUUGCAUGGCUGUCACUAUGUGGGCUAAAGGAGAUAUGACUCUUUGAGGUGUUUGUGUUAUUUAAUAGAUGGCUACUUGGUUAUUGAAGGAGUUGUGUGUGUUAUUUAAUAGAUGGCUACUUGGUUAUUGAAUGAGUUGUGUGUGUUAUUUAAUAGAUGGCUAC